Messenger RNA from Knipowitschia caucasica, 2049 nucleotides. The record is from the annotation of a GenBank genome assembly. NCBI's taxonomy places the organism in Eukaryota, Metazoa, Chordata, Actinopteri, Gobiiformes, Gobiidae.
AUGUCCAAAUUUACGUGCGGGGAGCAGCGCGGAGGCGGGGGUCAGAGCAGCAGGAGGUGGGGGUCAGAGCAGCAGGAGGCGGGGGUCAGAGCAGCGCGGAGGCGGGGACACCUCCUCCUAAGACACCUCCUCCACAGACACAUCCUCCUCCUCCUCGGACACCUCCACAGACACCUCCUCCUAAGACACCUCCACAGACACCUCCUCCUAAGACACCUCCUCCACAGACACAUCCUCCUCCUCCUCGGACACCUCCACAGACACCUCCUCCUAAGACACCUCCACAGACACCUCCUCCUCGGACACCUCCACACACACCUCCUCCUAAGACAUCUCCACAGGCACCUCCUCUCCAGACACCUGCUCCUCAGACUCCUGCUCCUCAGACACCUCCUCCUAAGACAUCUCCACAGGCACCUCCUCUCCAGACACCUGCUCCUCAGACACCUCCUCCUAAGACAUCUCCACAGGCACCUCCUCUCCAGACUCCUGCUCCUCAGACACCUCCACAGACACCUCCUCCUAAGACAUCUCCACAGGCACCUCCUCUCCAGACACCUCCUCUACAGACACCUGCUCCUUAGACACCUCCUCCUAAGACAUCUCCACAGGCACCUCCUCUCCAGACACCUCCUCUACAGACACCUGCUCCUCAGACACCUCCUCCUAAGACACCUCCUCCUAAGACAUCUCCACAGACACCUCCUCUCCAGACACCUGCUCCUCAGACGCCUGCUCCUCAGACACCUCCUCCUCGGACACCUCCACAGACACCUCCUCCUAAGACAUCUCCACAGACACCUCCUCUCCAGACACCUGCUCCUCAGACUCCUGCUCCUCAGACACCUCCUCCUAAGACAUCUCCACAGGCACCUCCUCUCCAGACACCUGCUCCUCAGACGCCUGCUCCUCAGACGCCUGCUCCUCAGACACCUCCUCCUCGGACACCUCCACAGACACCUCCUCCUAAGACAUCUCCACAGACACCUCCUCUCCAGACACCUGCUCCUCAGACUCCUGCUCCUCAGACACCUCCUCCUAAGACAUCUCCACAGGCACCUCCUCUCCAGACACCUCCUCUACAGACACCUCCUCCUCAGACACCUCCACAGACACCUCCUCCUCAGACACCUCCUCUACAGACACCUCCUCCUCAGACACCUCCUCCUCAGACACCACCUCCACAGACACCUCCUCCUCAGACACCUCCACAGACACCUCCUCCUAAGACAUCUCCACAGGCACCUCCUCUCCAGACACCUGCUCCUCAGACACCUCCUCCUAAGACAUCUCCACAGGCACCUCCUCUCCAGACUCCUGCUCCUCAGACACCUCCACAGACACCUCCUCCUAAGACAUCUCCACAGGCACCUCCUCUCCAGACACCUCCUCUACAGACACCUGCUCCUUAGACACCUCCUCCUAAGACAUCUCCACAGGCACCUCCUCUCCAGACACCUGCUCCUCAGACUCCUCCUCCUCCGACACCUCCUCCUCAGACAUCUCCAGACACCUCCUCCUCAGACGCCUCCUCCACAGACACCUCCUCCUCAGACACCUCCUCCUCAGACACAGCCUCCACAGACACCUCCUCCUCAGACACCUCCUCCUCAGACACCUCCUCCACAGACACCUCCUCCUCAGACAUCUCCAGACACCUCCUCCUCAGACACCUCCUCCACACACACCUCCUCCACAGACACCACCUCCACAGACACCUCCUCCUCAGACACCUCCUCCUCAGACAUCUCCAGACACCACCUCCACAGACACCUCCUCCACAGACACCUCCUCCACAGACACCACCUCCACAGACACCUCCUCCUCAGACACCUCCUCCUCAGACAUCUCCAGACACCUCCUCCUCAGACGCCUCCUCCUCAGACACCUCCUCCACAGACACCUCCUCCACACACACCUCCUCCUCAGACACCUCCUCCUCAGACACCUCCUCCACAGACACCUCCUCAGCUCAGAUUCAACUCACCUGUAGCGCCCUCUGCUGGCGAGGCCUCUGCUGCUGAAGCACCAGACGUGUCAGAGCCCUGA